AUGUCAUCAGCGCAGUUGGUUCGGGUUCUUUCUUUGUUUGGAAGAAAUCCACUGCGUCGCAGUGUGCUGGGCUUUUCCCAGAAUGCUUCGGAGAUUCCAGCAACCUCGGAAGAACUAGCUUUAUGGAAGGUCGACAAGAAUAAUCCCUUCCUCGAAAUUCCUCAAGCAUGGGUCACAACGUUGGCAAGGAAAGAGGAAUCUCGGAUGGAUUUAAUCAGUUUACAUCCAGAUAUAUUCCGAACCAUGCCAAGAAUUGAUUUGCUGCACCGUAAUAUUACUUGGCAAGAGAAUUACCGAAAUUUAGCAAUCACGAAGCAACUAUCUAAGAAAGAAAUGCCAGGUGGUGGUCAUAAGCCAUGGCCGCAGAAGAAAACCGGUCGACACCAUGCCGGUUCGAUCAGAUCUCCCCAUUUUCGUUUGGGCGGUUUUGCAAAUGGAAUACGUGGGCCUAAGACAUGGUUUUAUGUUCUGCCAGAUGCGAUCAGAUUGGAAGGCUUGUGCAUAGCAGUAACGAUUAAACAUGCGCAAAAUGACUUGGUAAUUGUUGACAAUUUCGCUAGCUUGCCGAACGCUGAUGCCCAAUUUAUGCACGACCUCGCUGAUUCCAGAAAUUGGGGUUAUUCAAUAUUAUUUAUCAACGACAGUUCCGAAGUACCUGAGAAUAUGGCAAAGGUAUGCGAUGAAAUACCAACAUUUAACGUUAUGCCAGUCUAUGGAAUAAACUGUUUUAGUUUAGUGAAACACGAUACUGUGAUAUUUUCUCUAGCAGCUCUUCAGCUGUUUCAAUCGCGUAUACUUUUUCACAAGAAUCGCGCACAGACAUUGCAGAGAAAAUAUCGUUAUGUGGAUUACAAAAAGAUUAUCAUGAACGAAGCGGGAAAACUUGACCCAAUUCACGUGCCAUUUAUUUGA
Brugia malayi is the source of this 912-nucleotide messenger RNA. RefSeq lists its product as uncharacterized. The coding region runs from base 1 to 912 and encodes 303 amino acids. The transcript has 4 exons. NCBI's taxonomy places the organism in Eukaryota, Metazoa, Nematoda, Chromadorea, Rhabditida, Onchocercidae. Gene Ontology annotation, cellular component: ribosome. Gene Ontology annotation, molecular function: structural constituent of ribosome. Gene Ontology annotation, biological process: translation. The record is from RefSeq and is a predicted model, not a curated record.